Messenger RNA from Cynoglossus semilaevis (tongue sole), 4814 nucleotides. RefSeq names its product BR serine/threonine kinase 1b (gene brsk1b). Gene Ontology annotation, molecular function: ATP binding; protein serine/threonine kinase activity. Lineage: Eukaryota; Metazoa; Chordata; Actinopteri; Pleuronectiformes; Cynoglossidae. The coding region runs from base 1000 to 3591 and encodes 863 amino acids. The transcript is spliced from 22 exons. Gene Ontology annotation, biological process: protein phosphorylation; intracellular signal transduction. Gene Ontology annotation, cellular component: cytoplasm. The record is from RefSeq and is a predicted model, not a curated record.
AGGAGGAACCCGGAUGCUGAUGCUGCCCGAUGAGGAGAAGAGGAUGAAAGAGAGAGACAGAGGGAGAGUGGGGGAGAGAGAAGGACGUCACGGGCCGCCUUAUGUUUAACAAACCGAAAAGCAAACCUCUGAACUCGGACUUUCUGCUCGGACACUGUUUCACCGGGCCGGGGAGGGGGUGAGCCAAAGUGUGCACCGGAUAUUGGAAAACCCAUUCUUCUUGCUGAUGCUGUUACGAUAAUAGAUUAUUCUCUGGUCAUCGCCGAGUCUGCACCGAGAGGCACGUCCUGACCGAACCGAACCAGGCCUGGCUGCAGAGCGGGGGGGGUGGGGGGAGAGAGAGAAGGAAUUUUGGAUGGUACAGCAGUAGCCAGGACUGAGGGAGAGAAGGGGGGACGCUGAUAUCGACCCACUGCAUGGAUGUGAGCAGGGCUUCGCUCUGACUUGGGAUAUUUGAGACUCUGCUCUUAUAGAAAUCAAUCUGCGGCCAAGUGUAGCCUUCCUGCCCCGGUCUGGGGGAGAUUUUCCUCCCGUGCUCCACUUCUGGUCCACCCAGUAAACUCCACGGAUCAAUCGGCUCCGAACUACGGCCGUAUUUAUAGCACGACAGGUUGGACUGAACCGAACACAGACGUGAGACUAACAAAGACGUGUCUGUGGGUUCGGCUGAUUUUCUGUUUCCUCCUCCGGGUGAUGAUGCUGCUGUGACGGGAAAAGACCGAGUCGGAUGAUAGUUUAUUCUGAGGAGUGGAAACUGGGCCUGACCGCGUGACAAACAAGUACAUGGGAGUAUCCUGCAGGGCCCGGCGUUAGAUCACGACCACACCAGUCCUCCUCUCCUCUCCUCCUCUCUCUUCUCCUCCUCUCCUCCCUCCUCUCUCCUCUCUGUGUGUUUUUUCCUCCGCCUGUGAUGUCCGUUCCCGUUGGAGGCGCGGAGCUGGACCGAGCCCUUUCUUGAUUUCUCUUCAAUCAGGAGCAGAAUUCCACUCCUCCGGAAGGAUGAGCAGUAAAGAGCUGACGGGGGGGGGCCAGUCCAGCCAGUACGUGGGGCCCUACAGACUGGAGAAAACCCUGGGGAAGGGACAGACAGGUCUGGUCAAGUUGGGUGUCCACUGCAUCACCGGACAGAAGGUGGCGAUCAAGAUCGUCAACAGGGAGAAACUCUCCGAGUCGGUUCUGAUGAAGGUGGAGAGAGAAAUAGCUAUUCUUAAACUAAUAGAACAUCCUCAUGUUCUGAAGCUGCACGAUGUCUAUGAGAAUAACAAAUACCUGUACCUGGUGUUGGAGCACGUGUCGGGGGGAGAGUUGUUUGACUACCUGGUGAAGAAGGGCAGACUCACCCCUAAAGAGGCCAGGAAAUUCUUCAGACAAAUCAUCUCUGCCCUGGACUUCUGCCACAGCCACUCCAUCUGUCACAGAGACUUGAAGCCUGAGAAUCUUCUCCUGGAUGAGAAGAACAACAUAAGGAUAGCGGACUUCGGCAUGGCCUCUCUGCAGGUCGGGGACAGUCUGUUGGAGACCAGCUGUGGGUCUCCACACUACGCCUGUCCAGAGGUGAUACGGGGGGAGAAGUACGACGGUCGUAGGGCAGAUGUUUGGAGCUGUGGAGUCAUCCUCUUCGCUCUCCUGGUGGGUGCUUUGCCCUUUGACCACGACAACCUGCGGCAGCUGCUGGAGAAGGUGAAGAGCGGAGUGUUCCACAUGCCCCACUUCAUCCCCCCCGACUGUCAGGCUCUGCUGAAGGGAAUGAUCGAAGUCAACCCGGACAAGAGGCUAACGCUAGAAGCAAUACAGAAACACACCUGGUACCAAGGGGGGCGCAACGAGCCUUGUCCCGAGCAGCCGCCUCCUCGCCGCGUGUGUUUGAAGAGGAUUCUGUCGCUGACGGAGCUGGACCCAGACGUACUGGAGAGCAUGUAUUCUCUGGGCUGCUUCAGGGACCGGGUCAAACUCACACAGGACCUUACAAGUGAGGAAGAAAACCAGGAGAAAAUGAUCUACUACCUCCUGUUGGACAGAAAGGAGCGUUACCCCAGCUGUGAGGACGAGGAUCUGCCCCCCAGAAAUGACGCAGACCCCCCUAGGAAGCGCGUAGACUCCCCGAUGUUGACUCGUCACGGACGCUGUCGUCCAGAGAGGAAGAGCCUGGAGGUCCUGAGUGUCACAGAUCAGGGGUCUCCCACUCCACCUCGCAGGGCCCUGGACACGAACGCUCACAGUCAGAGGUCUCGGUCGGUCAGCGGAGCGUCAACAGGUCUGUCCUCCAGUCCUCUCAGCAGUCCCAGGAGCCCGGUCUUCACUUUCAACCAAUCAGAGGUCACCUCCACCUCGGCACCCUCCUCCAAAGACACUAAAGCAGGGACGACCACCGCCCCUCGGCCCGCACGUCCGCCUCCUGACCCAAAAACACAGACCUUGCCCUCCAAAGGCCCCGCUGAGCGACCUCAGCUUCACUCCAUGAAGUCCCUCCCCCUUCAGUCGCCACGUUCCCCGUCUCCGUCUCCAUCUCCGCUCCUCUCCCCCAUCCCACCCUUCUUCAACUUCCCUUCUCCAUCUGUCUUCAAGUCCAAGAACUCCCACUCCUCCUCUAACUCCUCUCCCACCCCUCCUCCUGUUUCGCAGGUCACGCCUCAAGGCUCACCUCUGCCCACCCCCCUGGGCACACCCGUGCACCAAAUUCAGCACCCUUCCUCUACCACCCCUCCCUCCUCUUCCUCGUCAUCUUCUUCUUCCAGAGCUGACGGAGCUAGCGGGGCUUCCAUGACCCUGACACCGCCCUCCAGCCCGGGUGGCAGUGGAGGGAUGGCCUCCUCAAGCUCCGCCCACUGGAGGACUAGGCUCAACUCCUUCAAGAACAACCUGCUGGGCUCACCGCGUUUCCAUCGACGCAAACUACAAGUCCCUACAUCAGAGGACAUGUCCAGUCUGACUCCAGAGUCCAGUCCAGAGCUGGCCAAGAGGUCGUGGUUCGGAAACUUCAUCAGCCUGGAGAAAGAGGAGCAGAUCUUCGUUCUGAUCCGAGACAAGCCGCUGAGCUCCAUCAAAGCCGACAUCGUCCACGCCUUCCUGUCUAUCCCGUCCCUCAGCCACAGCGUGGUGUCUCAGAACAGUUUCAGGGCAGAGUACAAAUCCUCCGGCGGCCCCUCGGUCUUCCAGAAGCCUGUCAAGUUCCAGGUUGAUAUCGCGUAUUCAGAAGGAGACAGAGAACGAGAGAGAGAACGAGCAGAGAGGGAAGGAAGGAGAGAGUUUGGCAUCUACAGCGUGACCUUCACCCUCAUCACAGGUCCCAGCCGCAGAUUUAAACGAGUGGUUGAAACCAUCCAGGCUCAGCUGCUCAGUACUCAUGAUCAGCCUUCUGUGCAGGCACUGGCUGACGAGAAGAACGGUCAGCUCUCUCGCCAGCCCAGCACUCCGUCACGUCAGAACUCCCGACGUUCAGAAAGCGGUUCUGAUCGGGCCGAGAGGGAACGCGCGGCAGACGGCGGGAGCGGCAGCGGGAGCAGCAGUAGCACCGUCUUACAAAGGCACGGGUCGGGCAAAGACAAGACCAGACUCCUGUCAUCGUCCAACGGGACACAGUCUCAUCCCUGAGAGAAUGUUCUGGAAGAGAGGCCUUCUUCUCACUUCCUCCCUCCUCCGUCCUUCCUACAUCACUCCUUACUUUCCCAUUUCCUCACUCUCUGCCUUCUUUCUUUUGGCCGUUACUCCUUAGCAGUGGAAUGAAGGGGGGGGGGUUCUUGAAUUUGACCUAAGGACAUAAGAGCCUUCGAGGUGAGCUGUUCCCAGGAGGGACUGGAGACAGAAAGACAGAGAAUCCCAAGAAGUCACAGCUUUCCAGAGGAAUGUUGGGGAAACUGACGGUCAUGGAACCACAGAGUUCACUGGACAGGUCAGGAAAAGCACAUGGAGCCGUCACGUACAGAACCGACCCGAACAGGACACCCUAGAUGACCUCCUCCUCCUCCAUCGCCUCCUGACCGACCACACGUCACCUGGAUCUCCACCUUCGCUCCACACGACCCGACCAACCGCGGCGGGACGUCACCAUACUUUUUAAUCAAAGACAAAGGUGCGUUCUCCAGUCGGGCAACCAAACAAUGUAGCCUUUCAGGAAAAGAAAUAACGACAGCGGAACGAGUUGAACGAAGUGAAUGUUAUCUGUAAUUAAUUAGUGAUAAUUAGAGCAGUUUUAACAACAGGAGCUGGAGCGCAGCAGCAUUCAUCACGACAGGACGUCCAGUGAGUCCAACCAUUAUUUGAAUUACUCUGACGAAGCUAACAUGCCAUAAUGCCUUUAACGGAGAAGAAAAAGUGGACGGCCAAUUAGAGUUAACCUCAUCUUGAGAACCCUAGCCCCUCUUCUGGUAGACCCUGUAAACACGCCCACUAGAAGAGCUGAGACGACUCAGCAGAAACAAAGAUGAUUGGUACGAUUGGUGUGUCCAGCAGGGGGCAGUGCUCCAUGACACCCCCCUUUUUUACUAGUCACUGACUGUGUAAGUGAAUGGAGACCCAUACUUUAGACCACAUUUAAACACAGGGUCAGGGGUCAGAGGUCAGAGGUCUAAAGUGAGGAUUUUAUUAAGGCUUAUAUUUAAACCACCGUCCGAUCUCAGCUUCUAAUUUGAACUGAUAAAAAUGACAGGAAAUAACUUCAGAAAAAGAGAAUUCCAACAUUGUUACUUUCUUAUUUUUAUGCACUGAAGGAGUUCACGUUAGACUAGAUUAUUCUGCACACGAUAAUGAAGGUCAUCAUAAAAUAAACUAAAAAAAAGGACAAACAUCAUGAUGCAAUAAAUCUAUUUCAGGACGUC